AUGCAACAUCAAACAUCAUCAACAAAACAACCAGAAAACAAUUCACAUUCAUCAUCAUCACAAGAACCAAAUCAAAUCAUAUAUCCUGAAUCAGAACCAUCGAUCCAUUCACCUACCUUGACUCAAUCUUCGCUUCUUGAAACUUCUUCACCUAAUCAAUCUUCCAAAAAUACAUCAGAUCUUGAACCUAUACCAAAGAACAUUCCUACCAAUCAGUCUACUAUAUCUGAACAUUCGUCUUCGGAUUCUGAAGAUUGUGAAAACUCUUAUGAUACUAUUCAGUUAAUUGAUUUAUCCGAUUAUGCCGAUCAAUCUAUAUCAAAUUCAUCAGAUCGAACUACACAAUCUAACUCUGAAUCAAAAGAAAAACAUGACGUGAUUUCGGGUUCAGAACCUCAAAUCCGACUGAAUCCUAUUCCAAGACGUCCGAUUCGACAUCAUUCAGAACCGGUACCCACUUUAUCUGAUUACAGUCUAUCUGGAGAUGAGACUGAAAGACCUUUAGAUCAUGAUGACGAUGACAAUAAAUUCCCGGAGAUGACCAAUUCGGAAGAUGAUGAGAGAUGUUACAUGCCUGAUGAUCAUGAUCUUGCAGAGGAUGAAGAAGAUGCAGACGAAGAUGGAGACGAAGAUGAAGACGAAGAAGACGAAGACAACUGUCCCACGCCAGUCCACAACAGUGAAGUCUACUCACCUUCUCCACAAGGUUCAUCACCUCCUUUAUCGGAUUCAGGAAACAUAGCCUCACAUCAUCCUUCCACAAGUUAUUCACCAAUGUCAACCCCACUCAAAACACCUCGAUCAUCCCUCAGGAAUGUCAUGAUGUCACCUGACUCGGAUAUCAUUGAAGAUAGUCUGUUAUAUGAAGAAGAAUUUUCAUCUCCUACCCGACCUAAAUCUUCUCAGUCUCGUCGAGCAUCUGAACAACUCAUAGCUGAUGAAGAUCUUCAACAAGAACUCAAUCGACGUAACCUUCAACGAGCUCAUGCACUUUCCGGUCAAGAAACCAUCAAGCUUUAUGUGAUUUUCAAUGUCUUGGAGAUCGCAGAUAGGCUGUGUUGCUCCUUUGGUCAGGAUAUCCUUGACUCUCUCUUUUCUCCUUCGACAUUGGGCAGAAGAACCGAUGGAAGUCAACCUCGUAUGAAACCUAUGUUCUUGUUCAUCUUGGCGUUCAUCUUCACUGUUGCACACACUCUUGUGCUAUUUUAUCAACUUGUUUCCUUGAACGUUGCUAUCAACUCAUAUGAUCAUUCAUUAAUCACACUUUUGAUCUCGAAUCAAUUUGUGGAGAUCAAAGGUUCAGUUUUCAAAAAGUUUGAAAAAGAAAAUCUCUUUCAGAUGAGUUGUGCAGAUAUUGUUGAACGUUUCCAACUCACCCUGAUGUUACAUGUCAUUGCAUUUCGAAACUUGAUCGAAUUAUGGGAUUCAGCAUCUCCCACAUCUCAUGCCACUCCACCUUCACACGCCUAUAGUCUAACCUAUCAAUACUUACCAUCUUCCUUUAAUAUCUUUCCAUCUUUAUCAUUACUUCAAACGAUUUAUCUUCCACCUGUGAUUGUGAUCUUGAGUGAGGUGUUGGUAGAUUGGUUAAAACAUGCGUUUAUUACUAAAUUCAAUCAUAUCCGUCCGAAUGUUUAUGGUAGGUUUAUUGAUUUGUUGUGUAAAGAUUUGGUUAGUAAUGAAGAGGAUAGUCAUGGGUCUGCUACAAUGGGAAGUCGAAAGAUCAAACCGUUUGUAGAUCGAUCACCAGCAGUUUCACGUCGAUUAGGGUUUUCAGUUUUUCCAAUUUGCUGUCUUACCGUUCGAGUGAUUUUUCAAGCUUGGGAUAUGAUCUCAGAAUCUUCAGAUGAUGAACCGGUCACAUUUAAACCGAUUUCCACUUCAAUCCUCAAUCCUUCAAUCACACCAUUUUCAAUUCGUGGUCUUCAGCGAAACCUCAUCAAACUUUCGAUCCUUCCGAGUUUUCUAAAAACAUGGUUAACACCCACCAAUAAUACGCGCGAAGAUCCGAUCGAUCAACAAACUGAACAUGAUCCCAACUUUUCACCAUUUCAAAUGAAUUUAUUAAUCGGAUUAAGUAUCUUAACUGGGUUAAGUAUAUUACUUUUAUUAAAACUUUUCAUAGGGAUUUGGUUAAGGAUAUAUUCAGAAGAAAGGAUUAAAACGAUUUGUAAAAGGGAGAAUGAAGAUGUUAAGAAUGAUUUUAGAAGGAAACCGAUUGGGAUGAGUGAAGUUGAAUUAUUGAAAGAAAAAGAAGAGAAAAGGUUAAUUGAAUUAGAUGUUUUUGAUGUGCCUUCUCAUCAUCAACAGCAAAUUAAAAAAGUGGAAGGAGCAGUAAAAGAAGUUCAGCUGGAAGGAACUCAUCAAGUUAAAGAGAAAGAAGUAGAUGGGAAAGAUGGGAAUGAGAUGGGUGGUAAAAGUAAAAAAGUUCAGAUUCCUUUAGAAGAACUUGGUAGGUUUGAUAUGAGAUCGAAUUUGAAUUCACCAGAACCAAUUCCAAUCCAAUCCAACUUGCUACUCGUCAACUUCAAAAACCACCAAACCAACCAAAUCAGAAUGGCAUCCACCAUCUUACCAUUAGAACUUAUUGAUCGUUGUAUUGGUUCCAGGAUAUGGGUAGUGAUGAAAACUGGACGUGAAUUUACUGGAAAACUCCUAGGGUUUGAUGAUUACGUUAAUAUGGUACUUGAAGAUGUAACUGAAUAUGAAACUACAGCUGAAGGUCAUAAGAUUACUAAUUUAAAACAAACUCUAUUAAAUGGAAAUCAAAUCUGUAUGUUGGUUCCAGGUGGAAAUGGACCGGAGUGA
This is a messenger RNA of Melampsora larici-populina 98AG31, 2808 nucleotides long. RefSeq lists its product as uncharacterized. Gene Ontology annotation, cellular component: endoplasmic reticulum membrane. Gene Ontology annotation, biological process: maintenance of protein localization in endoplasmic reticulum. NCBI's taxonomy places the organism in Eukaryota, Fungi, Basidiomycota, Pucciniomycetes, Pucciniales, Melampsoraceae. The transcript has 13 exons. Gene Ontology annotation, molecular function: RNA binding. The record is from RefSeq and is a predicted model, not a curated record. The coding region runs from base 1 to 2808 and encodes 935 amino acids.